Molecule: messenger RNA, 819 nt
Organism: Dovyalis caffra
Lineage: Eukaryota; Viridiplantae; Streptophyta; Magnoliopsida; Malpighiales; Salicaceae
Source: the annotation of a GenBank genome assembly
AUGGAUCCUCCAUUGGUAAGCGAGACCUCUUUUUCUGCAGCCAACCCAUCUUCCUACACGUUAACUGAGAUUUGGCCUUUUCCACCUUCUUCUUCAACUGCUUUGGGCCUCCGGAUGGGUAAUUUGGCCGACCGAGAUGGGUCCAUUGAGGAAUCCACUGUGACAGAGCAGAGCGGUGGAAAUGGAAAUGGAACUAGGAAGACUAGAGAUUUGAGUUCCGAGGAGGAUUAUUCCUCUAAAAUAGUUUCUACUACCACUAGUGCCAAUGAUUUGAAUGAUUCGAAUGGUAAGCGGAGGAAAAUAUCUGGAUCAAGGAGUGAAAACAACAAUUCAAGAGCUGAAAUAGAAGCAAGUUCUGGUGCUAAUAACAAGCCAGCUGAACAAAGCAGUAAACCAUUGGAGCCGCCUAAGCAAGACUACAUUCAUGUCAGAGCAAGAAGGGGCCAAGCGACUGAUAGCCACAGUUUAGCGGAGAGAGCUCGGAGAGAAAAGAUUAGUGAGAGGAUGAAGAUACUCCAAGAUUUGGUCCCCGGGUGUAAUAAGGUUAUCGGUAAAGCAAUUGUCCUUGAUGAGAUAAUUAAUUACAUCCAGUCACUCCAACGUCAGGUUGAGUUCCUCUCAAUGAAGCUAGAAGCAGUAAAUUCAAGUACGAACUCAAGCCCCAUGAUUGAAGGCCUUCAUCUGAAAGACCUUGGUGCGCAGCCACUUGAUGCUACUGGAAUGGUAUUUGGCCCACAACAAACAAGAGAAUAUGUUCAAGGAUCCCAAUCUGAAUGGCUACAUAUGCAGGUUGGCGGAAGUUUUGAAAGAGCAACGUAA